AUGAACAAAUACAGGCCAAAGAACGCCGCGGCGGGGCCGAGACGUGCCGCUGGCCGCGGGGAGCGGGGGCUGGGGCUCCGCAGGUGCUGGCCCGGGACCGUGACUGGGUGUCUGGUCUGUUUGAAGGAGGCUGAGAUCCCCCAGGAGCUCAUCGAGAGGCUGGCGCACAGCGAGAUCCACAGCAUCCGCGACUUGCAGCGCCUCCUGGAGAUUGAUUCCGUAGGAUAUGACGAAGUUUCAGAAACAAAUUUGAGGUCUCAUAGCGUUCACGCAGCAAAACAUGCGCAAGAGAAUCGCCCUGUACCUGUUCGCAGAAAAAGAAGCAUCGAGGAAGCCAUCCCUGCUGUCUGCAAAACAAGAACUGUUAUAUACGAGAUACCUCGGAGUCAGAUUGAUCCCACCUCUGCCAAUUUCCUGAUAUGGCCACCAUGCGUGGAGGUGAAACGUUGCACUGGCUGUUGCAACACCAGCAGUGUGAAAUGCCAGCCAUCACGGAUACAUCACAGAAGUGUCAAGGUGGCAAAAGUGGAAUAUGUUAGAAAAAAGCCAAAAUUAAAAGAAGUUCUGGUGAGGUUAGAAGAGCAUAUGGAAUGCACCUGUACAUCAUCAAAUUCUAAUUCAGAUUAUCGAGAAGAAGAAACUGGAAGGCCUAGGGAAACAGGUAAAAAACGGAAACGAAAAAAGUUAAAACCAACCUAAAAACUACUGGAACUAUUUGAUAAUCAGAUUAACAGGUAUUUAUUGGGAGUAGUAUGAUAGAAGCAAAGAUUUUGUAAAAUUCAUCUUUAAAAGUGAGCAUGUAAACUCAAUCAAAACAGCAUUUAGAGCUUCUUGUCCCAGAUGUAAGGUGAAAAUAAGCUAGAAAAACAAACAAACUUCUCUCUGGGACAUGGAUGUACAUGGUUUGUUACAUUCCUGAACCUACUAUGUAUGGUGCUUUAUUGACUGUAUACUUUAUUUGUUCUCCCAUGUGAAAAAAACUGGCUCUAAAGGACACUUACUGAGAACAAAGAGACAAUGUACAUUUGUUUAAUGUGACAUCAAAGCAAGUAUUGUAGCACUCUGUGAAACAAUAGGAAGCUUCCCUAUCUAAAAAACGGGAAAAAAAAAGAGAAAAAAAGAGAAAAGUCAAGGAACAACUAAAGAAAAAAAGACAGUUGAAUGAAUGGAGGAUACCAAAAGUACUCAAAUAAAUGACAAAAAUCUCAGUGAAUAGUGGAUUUCUGUCAGAGCAGUCAACGGUGCUUUAUGUCAAGAAAUGUGCCUGCUUUCUUGAUGAAGAUGGAUGGACACUGAUGGACUUCAGGCACACACACACACAAAAGCAGGAAUGUAUCAAGUGAUCAAAUGCCACGCAAACACUAUAGAAACAAUACAUCCUUGCUUGGUAGUGUUUUAAAGUCUAUACAAAAAUAAGAAAAAACAACAACAACAACAACAACAACAACAACAACAACAACAAAAAACCUUCUGGGGAGCCUUAAGUGGAUUUUUUUUACACCAUAAAGUGAUUAUUAAGCUUUCUUUUUACUCUUUGCCUAGCUUUUUAUUAUCUCUUGGACUACAUUUACCGAUAACACGUAUAGAAGACUGGUGUAACAGUAAGCAGAACACAAACAUUAUGGUCUUUCUCCUAGUGGGAUGCAAACUAAUGAGAUGUAUUAAAAUAAAAAUGGUAUACCUAUG
Messenger RNA from Gavialis gangeticus (Gharial), 1686 nucleotides. It is a transcript of the gene PDGFA, whose product is annotated as platelet derived growth factor subunit A. Lineage: Eukaryota; Metazoa; Chordata; Crocodylia; Gavialidae. Gene Ontology annotation, molecular function: platelet-derived growth factor receptor binding; growth factor activity. The record is from RefSeq and is a predicted model, not a curated record. Gene Ontology annotation, cellular component: membrane. Gene Ontology annotation, biological process: positive regulation of MAP kinase activity; positive regulation of cell migration; platelet-derived growth factor receptor signaling pathway. The transcript has 8 exons. Bases 1 to 699 code for a protein of 232 amino acids.